Danio rerio (zebrafish) is the source of this 1152-nucleotide messenger RNA. The record is from RefSeq and is a predicted model, not a curated record. NCBI's taxonomy places the organism in Eukaryota, Metazoa, Chordata, Actinopteri, Cypriniformes, Danionidae.
GGAAGCAUCUUUAAUGGGGUUUUGGUCUCAUGAUGAUAUUGUGAAUCUCACACAGCAUCUAUUGUUUUCUCUGAUGUCAUUACAGUGCAAGGAGGGAAGAGCUCGGCAGACUUUCUGCACUCACAGCCAGAAAUAAACACUCUUCAGCUGCUCGAUCUGCAACAAGAUGCUGGCACCGGUGGUUUUAUUUUUCUGUCUGCUCUACUUGACACCCGCAACGACUGAAGUGGGUCUUGCUGGUAAAGUUCUUCUGUUCCCGUACGAGACAGACUUCAGCUACGUCAAACUCACUCCUAAGAAGCCUCUGGGUCUUUCAGCGUUUACUCUCUGCAUGCGUGUGGCCACAGAGCUCCAGGGCGAGCGGCAGAUCAUCCUGUUCGCCUACCGAACACCCGACUUUGAUGAACUGAAUUUGUGGAGGGAGAAAGACGGCCGUGUGUCUUUCUACCUCAGCGGUGAUGGGGCGUUUUUCAACCUGCCGCCUCUGUCCACCUUCCGGACGCACCUGUGCCUGUCCUGGAGCUCUCGCACCGGGCUCGCUGCCUUCUGGGUGGACGGACGCCGCAGUGCGUUUCAGCUUUAUAAACCGGGCCACAGCAUCCGCCCGCAGGGCACUGCUCUGCUUGGACAGGACCCUGAUAAACUCCUGGGCGACUUCGAGACGGUGCAGAGUUUCGCCGGUGAACUCACAGACCUGAACAUGUGGGAUUAUGUGCUCACCGGGAACCAGAUUAAAGCGCUGUAUUUCAACCAUGCGCAGCGCGUGCCCAAGGCAAACGUGUUUGAGUGGAGCUCCAUCGAGUAUGAGAUUAAGGGGAAUGUGCUUGUCACGCAAGACGAUUGAUAAUAUUCAGUAUGAUACUACACGUAUAACAUUUACAGUUAUUUUCUGCAUAACACGUACUUUAUAGUUCACCACUGUAAUAUGCACUGCAUUGUGGGUCAUUUUAAAACUUUUACAGUAACUUACUGCAUAUUAGGAACUUGCAGUAUUCUACUGUAAUGAAAAUAAUCUAAAAAUAAUAAGUACUGCGACUGUAGUUGAAGACUAAAAUGAAAAGGUUGAUUAAAAUGUACUAAAUUUAAUAGUAAAUACUAAGGGUGCUUUCACACCUACACUUUUGUUUCGGAACCUGUCUCGUUUGCCACGUU